CAAUGAAAGUAUAGGCUGGAUAGCGGCAACGAACUCAGAUCAGUCAGCUGAUCAGGGUCGUAUUAGCCCUGGCCAGUGAGUUUGUCAUCGUUGUGUCAGGUGCUAAAAGUCUAGUAGCACCCCUACUACUAUCAACGAUGUCUUCCACGAAGGCAGAGCAGUCUCUCGUCGUCCUCGGAACAGGUGUAAUUGGGCUAACGAUUGCGUAUCUCGCCGCCUUGGCAGACGAUGUCUCAUUUAAUAUUAGGGUGAUCGCUAGGGAACUUCCUGAAGACAUGGAUUCUCAAGCUUGGGCUAGUCCGUACGCUGGUGCUAAUUGGUCUCCCAUGGAACUUGGAGGCAGAGAUGAACGAGUGAGGAAGUGGGAGGAGAAAACUUUUAACAAGUUAUGGGACAUGAUCCCAACAGGGUUGGUUAAGCUAUUACCCACGAAGCUUUAUACCACGCGAGGGCGAGAUAUUUCAGACUUGUGGUGGAAAGACCUUGUGCGGAAUAUCAGGAUACUUUCCCCCUCUGAUGUCCCUGAGCCAUUCAAAGCUGGAGUCGCAUUCGACACAGUUUCAGUCAAUCCAGCCGAAUAUCUUCCGUGGCUCCAAUCCGAGCUGGUCUCCUACGGAGUUACCUUUGAACGCAGAAAUGUGAGGAGUUUGGACGAGUUGAGGAGCCUGGUGGGGCCUGAUGGUAUUCUGGUGAAUGCGUCUGCGCUUGGUUCCAGAUCCAUUAUCGGAGUGGAAGACACGAAGCUAUACCCCAUUCGCGGACAAACGAUCCUAGUACAUGCACCAGGUCUGCAGGAAUGUUUGUUAGUCGAGUCCCAAGUAGCCGAGGAAGCUACAUACAUCAUUCCCCGUCCUGGAAAAGGUCAAUCUGACACCGCAAUCCUCGGUGGGACAUUCCAGUCCAGGAAUUGGGACACCUCUUUAGAUAUGCAGAUUGCGAGAGGAAUAUUUGAUCGCUGCGCCGCAUUGGCUCCUUGUUUGAAGAGUGCCGAGUCGAGAAUCCUGAAACAUAACGUUGGCCUAAGACCUACAAGAGAAGGAGGACCACGAGUCGAGCUAGAGCGGAUCGCGAUGCCCUUGCAGAGCACGCAUGACCUUAUUCCGUGGAAUGGGAGUCCCGCCAGUGACCAUGACUGCGAACAGUCGAUGCUCGUUGUACAUGCCUAUGGUUUUGGACCGGCAGGUUUCCAGAGGUCUUGGGGUGCGGCAGAAGAAGUACUGGAAUUGGUGAAGACCCAAGUUGCUUUGAAACAUGAUACCUAGAUUUCUGCUACCUUGGUAGUGGGUCUUGUAGUGUCAAAAUAACAUUUGUUGUGCUGGGAAAAUAGGAAAUGGACAUACUCACGCAAAUCUGCGAAGUAUGAACGGCACAAAUUCGCGCACCACAAGACCAUGGAAUGUUAUGUCACUAACCCCGAGGGGCACAACAGAGUAAGUUGGACAAAUGCACACAGUCAGAAC
Messenger RNA from Suillus discolor, 1460 nucleotides. RefSeq lists its product as uncharacterized. Gene Ontology annotation, molecular function: FAD binding; D-amino-acid oxidase activity. Lineage: Eukaryota; Fungi; Basidiomycota; Agaricomycetes; Boletales; Suillaceae. The coding region runs from base 138 to 1262 and encodes 374 amino acids. The transcript has 8 exons. The record is from RefSeq and is a predicted model, not a curated record.